AGGGAAAAAUAACUGAAAGUGUAGAGUAACAGAAAACAAAAAAGCAAAAAACUGCAAUUUCUUGGUGAAGAACAAGAAGAGAAAAAAAAAGAAAAUGGGUACACUGAGAAUACCAGAUGUAGUUCCUUCUCCAACUGAAGAUUGUGAAACUCUCAUGAAAUCCUUCAAAGGACUGGGAACUAAUGAGAAGUCAGUAAUAUCGGUGCUGGGGCACAGAAAUGCAACUCAGAGGAAGAAGAUCAGAGAAACCUAUCAGCAACUUUACAACAGGUCCCUUGUCGAUGACAUUUUUUCUGAAUUGUCUGGUGAUUUCAGGAAAGCCGUCAUGCUAUGGACAUACGAGCCUUUUGAAAGAGAUGCGCGGCUAGCAAAUGAAGCCUUAAAGUCAAAAAAGAAAACAAUCACCCAAUUGCAAGUGAUAGUGGAGAUAGCUUGUGCGUCAUCUCCUGAUCAUCUGGUGGCGGUGAGACAAGCAUAUUGUGGCCUUUUCAACUGUUCACUUGAAGAAGAUAUCGCUGCAAAUGUCCCUACGCUUGUACAAAAGAUUCUUGUUGGUCUAGUCAGGUCCUACAGAUAUGAUAAGGAAUUGGUGGAUCCUAGCAUUGCAAAUGCAGAAGCUGCUAUCCUUCGUGAAGCCAUAAGGGCAAAACAGUUGGAUUCCGAUAAUUUCCUGUUGAUACUCAGCACAAGGAAUGUUCAUCAGCUUAGAGCAACUUUUGACUGCUACAAGCAAAAUUAUGGAUUCUCCAUUGACCAGGACAUGAAGAGCUGUGGGAAAGGUCUGUUGGAAUCUAUAUUGAAGGUGGUGAUCUGGUGCAUUAAUGCGCCAGAGAAACAUUUUGCUGAGGUUGUCAGAGCCUCGAUUGUCGGGAUAGGAACUGAUGAGGAUUCUCUAACUAGAGCUAUUGUAACCCGAGCUGAAGUUGAUAUGAUGAAAGUCAGAGGAGAGUAUUUCAUCGUGAACAAGACUAGUCUUGAUAAUGCAGUUAUUGGUGACACAUCAGGUGAUUACAUGAAGUUCUUGAUGACACUGCUUGGUGCCAAAGUCUAAGCUCUUGGGACCUGAAAAUUGGUGUUGUAGUGUUUUAAUACUAUGAUUCUACUUUGUAUGCUUUGAACAUUCUAUUGUGAACAUUAAUGUGUGGACUUCUUGUGAAAAACCUAAUUGUUGGAGAGUGCAUUUAUAUAUAAGUUUGUGGUUUGUCA
Molecule: messenger RNA, 1206 nt
Organism: Lycium ferocissimum
Lineage: Eukaryota; Viridiplantae; Streptophyta; Magnoliopsida; Solanales; Solanaceae
Product: annexin D3-like
Exons: 6
Coding region: 95-1051 (318 amino acids)
Cellular component (GO): cytoplasm
Molecular function (GO): calcium ion binding; calcium-dependent phospholipid binding
Source: RefSeq, a predicted model, not a curated record